GAGUUCUUUCAGGUUCGACGAUCUGAAAGCGUUCCUCUGCUGUGUGGAGCAGCAAAAUACUUCUAUCAACUCCACUGUAGCAUCUCUCUGCCAGCCCACGAUGUUUCAAUUGGCAAUCAACUACAGGUCACAUGGGGGCAUCGUCAACUGCGCUCAUUCUGUGAUCGAAAUCAUCACAAGAUUCUAGCCCAACACAAUCGAUAACCUUCAGCCAUAGCUACGCGCCAUUCGACCCAUGUUACUCCGAGUUCCCGGACCGCCGAGUCCAGCAGCUCCAAGCGCAAUGAAACGGAACCUUUGCAAUCCUCCGACAGGACUCUACGCUGCUGAGAUAUUCGCAGCCAAUGACGCAGUCAAUAAUCUCCUCGAUAUUGUUGUCGUCGGUCUGUUGUUCUCCCAUUUGUUUAAUGACUGUAUUUUUACCAUGGCUUUCGCAGAUAAUGUUGUCUGGGUCCGGUAUCAUGAUCGGCAGGGCAUUAGUCAAUGCUCGGGCAUCGACUUCAUCGAAGAUCUCCCACGAUUCAUAGUGCUGUUUUAUGCGUUUCAGCGAUUCAAGCUCGAGGAUUGGGGUCGAAACAAGCACUUCAAAGAAGUUGAGAAGGAAGCUUUGCAGAAACUCAAAAUUGGAAACGUGGAUCUUGUGCUGCACACCAGCGACGAAGACAGAGUGACUCACUACGGACUGAAAGGACGAAUAUCUCACCAAGAAAUCCAAGAAAUUCCCGGGAGUCCAAGAAGAUUGGAUUGUGGUCAAAAUCUUCUUGGUAGAGGAGCAACAGAUUAGUUAGUCGGACAUGUUAAGAAAGGUUUCCGAGAUCGCAGAGAAGCAAAAGACCAUGGACGACCGUGUUCCUCAGUUUCUUUGGUACCACAAGUUCGAGAAUCUCACAUCCGCAAUCCUGGAGACACUUGGUGUUCCAGAACAGAUCAGGGGCAGUCGCGUGCUCUACAUCACCGUAUCCCGCAAGCUCCGACCCAUCAUCGAGCUCCAAGGCGAAUACCUUUUCAAUGUGUGGCGUCAAUGUAUCUCACAUAUGUGACUCGUUUCCUUUAGGUGGACUUCCAUUGACG
Suillus paluster is the source of this 1071-nucleotide messenger RNA. RefSeq lists its product as uncharacterized. The record is from RefSeq and is a predicted model, not a curated record. The coding region runs from base 236 to 784 and encodes 182 amino acids. Lineage: Eukaryota; Fungi; Basidiomycota; Agaricomycetes; Boletales; Suillaceae. The transcript has 3 exons.